Messenger RNA from Thlaspi arvense, 3228 nucleotides. NCBI's taxonomy places the organism in Eukaryota, Viridiplantae, Streptophyta, Magnoliopsida, Brassicales, Brassicaceae. The record is from the annotation of a GenBank genome assembly.
CUGAAACCCUAGUUUUGCGACUUCUUUGAGUUGCAGCCUUUUUAAGUUACAAUCGAAGAGAUUAAUCGGCAUAUCUAAAAUUCAAGGAACCUGAAGGUGAAAGAUGGCAGUCGAUUCGAUGCAGAACGCAAACAAUUUACGAUGGGGAGAUAUAGGCGAGGAUCACGUCCUUGAUCUCCUGCAUACGGGUGAUCGGGCCGGACCAGAACGGUAUUCAACUACGAGGGCAAAAGUGUCAAACUCUCGACCAUUGCCCGUCUCCAGAAACGAGUAGCCAACAGACGAGCCGAGGGAGCGACUGAGCUGGCUCAAGUUCGGAGACGCCGCCCAUGAAUUCGCCGGUAGCCGCCACACCGUUCGUUCAGCCGAGGGAUAUUCAUUAGGGCUCCUGUUAGCAAGGCGGACGAAACAAAGCAUCAGGAGUACCAUGUCUCAGUUGGGCAGAGCGGGUGCGGUCCUUAUGGUCUGCAUGUUAUGCCUCUUGAGAGGUGACUACUGGACAAUCGAGAUGCCCUCAGAACGAUCUCUGCCUUUACUUUAACAUCAGAAGCUUCUACAUUCGACUGCGGCUAGAACUGGUACAGGCAAUGCCGCUUAUGUCCCGCCAAGCAUGAGAGCAGGAGCUGACAGAAUCGCCUGUGCUUCAGACAUGAGGAGGAACGAUGACAACUCUGUACGUGUGACAACUUGCCUGAAGACGCCCAUGAACCGGAUUUGAUGGAGUUGUUCUACCUUAUUUUUAGUGUAUUGUAUUGAUGUUUGUCGCUGACUAAGCACGUUUGUUAUUUGCUAAAUUAAUAGAUCUCUUGUCCUCCAAGAAGUCGAGAAAUAUGGAAUGCAGUAUAUUUUAAGUGUAUGAUUUACAUGUAUGAAAAUCUUUUUAUAAAGAUAAAUCCUCCAAUUUAUUAAAUUUUGAAAAAAUUGUUGGCUGCGUUACACAAAAGUAUUAAAAGGGUUUUCGAUCUUCCGUCACCGGUUUACUCACAAAGUCACAUCCACAUUCGCAGUCGAGAAUUCCCGGGAAAAUAAUAGAAACUUGUACCCAAACCAAAAUCAGUGUUAUGCUUCUGAGAAUCCGAAGCUAGAUGAAGCUCUUCGUCGGCGUCCAUCCGCUCAGAAACUCCACCUUCUUCAAGAUCUCCGCCUUUGUUUUGAUCUCCGUUGCUUGCUUCUUCCUCGGCAAGCACUGGUCUGAGGAUGGCUUCCGUCGCCUCAUAUUCUUCUCCACCGAGCCUUCUCGAACCCCUAUUGUUGCUCUCUCUCCUGAUUUCGGAAAAACCUAUAACAUCUCCGACUUGAUCUACCGGAGCCACCCGAUUCCGCCUCCGCCUCUGACACCACCGCCUCCGCCAAGUACGGUUGACCUGAAGGUGUUUGGGAUUGUCAAUGAGAACGGAACAAUGUCCGAUGAGUUCCAGAUUGGGGAUUACGACGCUGAGUCGUCGGCGACGUUGGGGAAUCAAACGGAAUCCGAGAGUGGCGACGGUGACACCGAGCCUACCACGGCCAGAGUAAGUGUGAGGAGUUUCGAGAUUUGUCCGGAGAAUAUGACGGAUCACAUUCCCUGUUUGGAUAACGUAGAAGCCAUCAAAAGGCUCAAUUCGACAACGCGUGGAGAACGAUUCCAGCGGAAUUGCCCCAAAGAAGGAAUGGGAUUGAAUUGCACCGUCCCGAUUCCCAGCGGAUACCGUCCUCCGAUUCCGUGGCCGAGAAGCCGUGAUGAGGUGUGGUUCAACAAUGUUCCACAUACUCGACUUGUUGAAGACAAAGGUGGUCAAAACUGGAUUUUCAAAGAGAAUGACAAAUUCAAGUUUCCUGGUGGAGGAACCCAGUUUAUACACGGGGCUGAUAAGUACUUGGAUCAGAUCUCCCAGAUGAUUCCUGAUAUCGGUUUUGGUAAACGUACACGAGUCGUUCUUGACAUUGGAUGCGGUGUGGCAAGUUUUGGUGCUUACUUAAUGUCACGAGAUGUCUUGACUAUGUCUAUAGCUCCAAAAGAUGUUCACGAGAACCAGAUACAGUUUGCUCUUGAGCGUGGUGUUCCUGCAAUGGUGGCGGCAUUCACGACAAGGCGAUUGUUGUACCCAAGCCAAGCUUUUGAUUUGGUUCAUUGUUCAAGAUGUAGAAUCAACUGGACUCGUGAUGAUGGAAUCUUGCUCCUUGAAGUCAAUAGGAUGCUUCGUGCCGGAGGAUAUUUUGUUUGGGCAGCACAACCUGUGUAUAAGCAUGAAAAGGCUUUGGAGGAACAGUGGGAAGAGAUGCUAAACCUUACCACUAGGCUGUGCUGGGUUCUUGUGAAGAAGGAAGGAUAUAUAGCUAUUUGGCAGAAGCCUACAAAUAACACGUGUUAUCUAAGUCGUGAUGCGGGAAUCAUGCCUCCUUUGUGCAAUUCUGAGGAUGACCCAGAUAAUGUUUGGUACGUAGAUCUAAAGGCAUGCAUCACUAGGAUUGAAGAUCAUGGAUAUGGAGCAAAUCUUGCUCCUUGGCCAGCCCGUCUACAGACCCCACCAGAUAGGCUGCAGACAGUACAAAUUGAUUCUUACAUAGCACGAAAAGAGCUCUUCAUAGCUGAAUCAAAGUACUGGAAAGAGAUCAUCUCGAACUAUGUAGAUGCCUUGCACUGGAAGGAGAUAGGACUCAGAAAUGUAUUGGACAUGAGAGCUGGAUUUGGCGGAUUUGCAGUUGCAUUAGCUGAGCUAAAGGUGGAUUGCUGGGUUCUCAACGUUGUUCCAGCCAGUGGACCAAAUACAUUGCCUGUUAUAUAUGACCGUGGACUACUAGGAGUAAUGCACGAUUGGUGUGAACCGUUGGAUACUUACCCAAGAACCUAUGAUUUGCUGCAUGCCGCGGGUCUAUUUUCCAUCGAAAGAAGAAGGUGCAACAUGACAACAGUGAUGCUGGAGAUGGACCGGAUCUUGAGACCUGGAGGGCGUGUAUACAUAAGGGAUACUAUCAAUGUGAUGAGUGAGCUUCAAGAGAUUGGAAAUGCAUUGAGGUGGUCUACGACCUUACGUGAAACUGCUGAAGGACCUCACGCAAGUUACAGGGUCCUCUUAUGCGAAAAGCAGUUUGAAUCGUCAGUUGAAAAACAUCAUACCAAGAAGAAGAGGAAGGCUAAAGGAAAUAGAGCUUGACAUUAUCAUAGUAUAAAUACAAGGGUUGGGAUACAAUUGUUGGGGGGGUUCUUUGAUCAAUGGUUAGUUUAGUUGUGAGGAUUUUGUAAUUUGG